AUGCGUCCAUCUCAAGUCCUCUCUUAUGCCAUUCUGGCUGGCACAAGUAUAGCCCAGGGCGACCUUGGUGCUCUUCUGGCUUCACAACCCGAUCUUAGCACCCUCCUCGAGCUAGUCGGUCUUGUAGAUGGCCUGGCAGAUACACUUUCCGCCGCCUCCAACAUCACGAUCUUCGCGCCUACAAACGAUGCUUUCGCAGCCGUACCACGCGACGUCCCUGAGGGUCAAGCUAUCGAGAACAAGAACGACACCAUUGCCAUCGGAGCUCUGCUCGCUAACCACGUCUUCAAGGGUGUCUACCCAGCCAGUGUCAUUACCAAUAUCCCGACGUUUGCGCAGACCCUCUUGGACAGUUCGUAUGUGAACGCGAUCCAGCCCUUUUCCAACUUCACUGGAGGAGCCUACAAUGAGCUCGUCAAGAACGGAGAAGACGUCUGUGUCAUCUCUGGAGAACAAACUGUUUCCACCGUCACUGAAGCCGAUAUCAUGCUCGGCGAGGGCAUCACAAUCCAUAAAGUCGACACUGUCCUCUCCUUUGGCGCACCCUUCCAACUUUUCACCUACCGCUCGGGCUACUUCGCCAUGAACGCCGCUCUCGAAGCCGCCCAACUCGCCAUCGACUUUGGCCUCUCCGGCCCUGAAGCCACGGGCCUCAACAUCUCCGACUUCACCAUCUUCGUGCCUACCAACGAGGCCUUUGAGUCUAUUGGCUCUGUGCUCGAGUCUGCGGAUCAAGCGACGCUGCAGGAGGUGCUCAAGUACCACAUCAUCCCUAGCGAUGUCAUCUUCUCAACUGCGCUGGGUAACGUUACAGUCAAGAGUCUUCAGGGCGCAGAUUUGGUGUUUACAGUGCUGGACGAUGGAAGUGCGUGGGUUAAUGGAGCGAAGAUUGUUUACGCAAACACUAUCCUCUUCAACGGUGUCGCGCACGUUAUCGACAGUGUCCUAAGCCCUCUUGCCCCUUUCGACCGCGCAUCUCUUGAGCCUUCUGCGCCAGCAUCUGAUCGUGUUGCCUUUGAAGGCGCAACUUCAGUCUCUGAGCUACCCUUCUCUAGCGUAUCUCUGGCUUUCGGAGGUGAUCUCAUGACCUACACUACCACACCUGAGCUCCUAAAGACCGUUGCUGCUGUCGCUACGCCUACUGUAGCUGUCAAUGCUACAACUACAGGCUCGCCUAUGGAGACUUACACUGGAGGUGCGAUGGGCAUGCUACCCGGUGCUGGUAUAGCCGUUGCUGGAGCCAUGGGUAUUGCUGCUGCUCUUGUUUAG
This is a messenger RNA of Alternaria atra, 1269 nucleotides long. RefSeq lists its product as uncharacterized. Gene Ontology annotation, biological process: macroautophagy. Bases 1 to 1269 code for a protein of 422 amino acids. The transcript is spliced from 3 exons. The record is from RefSeq and is a predicted model, not a curated record. Lineage: Eukaryota; Fungi; Ascomycota; Dothideomycetes; Pleosporales; Pleosporaceae. Gene Ontology annotation, cellular component: fungal-type vacuole membrane.